Paramecium pentaurelia is the source of this 632-nucleotide messenger RNA. The record is from the annotation of a GenBank genome assembly. NCBI's taxonomy places the organism in Eukaryota, Ciliophora, Oligohymenophorea, Peniculida, Parameciidae.
AAUGAGUGAUGAAUAAAAAUGCAGUGGCUUUAAUGCAUAUUUAAAUGAAUAACUAUUCUAAUCUGCUCAUAAAAAAAAGAGUCUUGAAUAAUAAGAAAAAAUAAUUCAAUAAUGGAAUAAAUUAUCUUCAGAAGAAAAGAAAGAAUUUUAAGAAAAAGAAGAAGAAAUUAGAUAACAUGUAUAAAAAGAAAAAAAAGAAAAAGAAAAAUAAGAUAAAUCAAAAAAGUCACAUAAAAGUCAUCAAAAAUAAGAAAAAGAAGAUGAAGAUGAUGAAAUGGAAGAAGUUAAGAAAAGUGUUUAACAUAUGAAAAUUAAUGAAGAAAAAUAACAUAAUAAAAAAAAAACACAUGAAAUGAAAAGUGAUAAACAUGAAGACAAGGAAGAAUGUGAUGAUGAUGAUGAAAAAGAAGAAGAACAUAAAAAUAAAAGUUGGUAAUCUAAAUAAAAGAAAUCUAAAAUGUCAGAAAAAGAAGAUGAUGAUGAUGAAGAAGAAGAAAAAUAAGAUAAGGUUAAUGAGGAAGGGGAACAUAAAACUAAUAAGAAAAAAUACAAAACAAGGUCAAGUAGAUCAGGUUAAAGAUCUGGUUAAAGAUCUGGUCAAAGAUCAGGAUGUGGAAAAAGAAAAAUGUGAU